AAUACAUACAAACCAAAGUUUUUGGAGGAGUUGUGUGCUGUUGGGUGGUGUGUGGCGAAGUCCCAGAUCGUCUCCCGCCGGAUCCAAACGAAAUGUGUCGUCUGCCCUCGCGGGCGGCAGUCGCUCGAAAGCGAGCGAUCGUCCCUCGUGUUUUUACGCCGAGGUAUAGUCUCACAGAAACAGGUGAUUGUGUUAUAAUUUCCCCGGUCGCCGGCAAACACACAUUUCCUCCUCCUCCACCACUAAUCUCCCUCUACAAAAUAUAAACAUUAAAGUGUCGUGUCGUGUGUGAGCAUUUAUAAAAAAAAAAAACAAGAGAGAGAAAAACACAGGAGUGAGAGAGACAGCAAGAAAAUAUGGCCGCUACCGGUGCAUCCUUACGUGCAAUUUUAAUCCUAAGGUUUGAAAUGACGCGUGUGUUUAGUGGCAGUCCAAAUUUAACGGUAGUCAGAAAAUAUCGAAACGAAACAUGGUGUCGAAGAUGGAAAAAUAUUUCACGACGAAGUCUUUCAAGUUCAUCAAAUACAUUUGCACCAAUAUUGAGUCCUGUGAUAGGAAAGGAAGUGUCGAGGGAAUCGGUCGUUAUGCGAGACAUGACGACAAUGGAUAUCAAGGAUUCCAAAGAUUUUGUAAAAGAAUCGAAAGUAGAGGAAAAAAAUCCAAAGGAAUCGAAAACGAAGAGUAUUAAGGAAAAAGUUUCAUCCCUACUUAAUAGCAGCACAAAUGCUCCUGAGACUUCCGAGGGACGAAAAAUGAAAAAAGAAACCAAGGAACCAAAGCGUUCAAAGAAAAAAGCAAUUAUUGAGCCCGAAGUUGUAGUCGAAUAUCAUAGAGGUCUUCCCAGAAUUAAAGUUCCAUUACCAUCGAGAAGGGAAAGUUGUUUUUUCACCCUAAAACCAAUCACACACACUGUCGGCGAUUUUCUCGAAAUGCUAAAAUGCGAGGAUCGAGGUAUCGAUAGAGCAUCAAUUACCACCAUUGACGGUACAAGAAUAGGUUUCAGUAAUACAAUCGAAUCAUUAAUGGAGGAGGAUUUUAAAUUAAUUAUUAACGAUAAUGUUUACACAGUAGCACCACCGGUUCAUCAAUUAAAACCAACGGAGGGAAUUCAACAAUUAUCUGAUAUUCAGACAAUGAUAACGCAAUUGUACGAUACACUUCACGUUCGAGAGCAUCAUGCAGACAUGGAGAAGCGAGUUUUAGCUCAAUUGGAAGUUGUUAGAUUAGAAUUAGAACCUUUAGAACAGCAAAAAUUGGAAAUUGAAAUGGCGGCAGCGAGAAGGGCAAAUUUAUCAGCGUGGGCUGGUUUGGUAAUGAUGUCGGUACAAUUUGGAAUUUUGGCACGACUAACAUGGUGGGAAUACUCAUGGGAUAUUAUGGAGCCUGUUACAUAUUUUGUCACGUACGGCACUGCGAUGCUUUGUUACGUUUAUUUUCUCCUAACAAGACAAGAAUACAUGUUGCCGGACGCGUUACAUCGUCAACUACUCGUUGGCUUUCACAAAAAGGCGAAAAAAAUUGGAUUCGAUUUGGCGCGCUACAAUGUAUUAAAGGACCAAGCCUACGAGCUGGAGACAACAUUAAAAAUAAUACGCGGCCCUCUUUGGGAGAAGAAGCAUUUAAUUGAAAAGCGCGAAGAGAGACGUUCAAGUUCAAGUUCAAGUUCGAGUUCAAGUUCAAGAUCGCGCUCACGAAGUGACUCACGUAGUCCAAGUCCUAGUCCAAAAAAAGAACCAAAAGAACCAAAAGAAAAAAAUUCUGUUCCCACAAAUCACAGAUAAUUAGAUAAUUUUCAAAAAAAAAAAAAAAAAAAAAUGUUCUGUACUUAUUUCAAUUUUAUGUGAAAAAAAUUUACAAUUCCUAAAUAUUCGGAAAAUUAGUUUGAUUCAAUAUUCUCCUUUUUUGGUUUAAGUUUGGUUUUGAUUUAGUAUUUUCUACAGUAUUUUGCCUCAAAAGAAAAAUUUCAGACUAUACGCAAUAUUCAGGUUUCAAUUUAUUUUUUCUUCAAACUCCUAUAAAUUUUUCAAACCAAAAAUCGAUUUUUAAAAUAAAAUUUUUUUUUUUGGUUUAACUUUGGUUUCGAUUUUAAAGAGUUUUUGAUA
Messenger RNA from Leptopilina heterotoma, 2102 nucleotides. It is a transcript of the gene MCU, whose product is annotated as calcium uniporter protein, mitochondrial. The coding region runs from base 357 to 1781 and encodes 474 amino acids. Gene Ontology annotation, molecular function: uniporter activity; calcium channel activity. Lineage: Eukaryota; Metazoa; Arthropoda; Insecta; Hymenoptera; Figitidae. The record is from RefSeq and is a predicted model, not a curated record. Gene Ontology annotation, biological process: calcium import into the mitochondrion; mitochondrial calcium ion homeostasis. Gene Ontology annotation, cellular component: mitochondrial inner membrane; uniplex complex. The transcript has 8 exons.